Plasmodium knowlesi strain H is the source of this 912-nucleotide messenger RNA. RefSeq names its product ribosomal protein S9, mitochondrial, putative. NCBI's taxonomy places the organism in Eukaryota, Apicomplexa, Aconoidasida, Haemosporida, Plasmodiidae. Gene Ontology annotation, molecular function: structural constituent of ribosome; RNA binding. Gene Ontology annotation, biological process: translation. Gene Ontology annotation, cellular component: ribosome; mitochondrial small ribosomal subunit. The record is from RefSeq and is a predicted model, not a curated record. Bases 1 to 912 code for a protein of 303 amino acids. The transcript has a single exon.
AUGAUGGCUAUAAGAAAUAUGCUCCGAAAAAUAAUUAUAAAACAUGGAAAAGUCGCAAAUGCCGUGUGGGUUCCUAAGCGAUUUAUAAACAUGAACCCUACGGGGAAUGAAGAAAAGGUAACGCAGGAAAGGAACAAAAGGGAUUACAUAUUAUCGCUGGAUGAAGCAUUAUAUUUGUCCAAAGAAAUGGGGAUCAAGACGACCACGGAGAUUCAAAAAAUUAUAAUGAGAUCCCCCCCUUUUUCGCCUGACAUGAGCCCAUUCCUCAUUGAUAAUUUUCUGUCUAGUGCGAAUAAGGAUAGGCAUUCCGAUGAGAUAGAUCAAAUUGAUCUGAAAUUGAAAGAGUUACAGGAAAGGGAUAGUAACCCUGAAGAAAGUGAACAAGGAGAAGACGAAGGCGCUGUGGAAAACAGUAAAAUAAAUAUCUCUCAUGAUCGUGAGGAAAAUAUUAUUAACAAAAUUCUUAUUGAUAAAUUUAAUAAAAAAAGGGGAAAGACAUUUAUCCAUAAUGAUAUGGAAUGGUUGGAAGAGUCAGAAGGAAUUGGCACGAACAAAAGGUCGUGUGCUUAUGUUUAUAUAAAAAGAGGCAGUGGUAUUGUUAAAGUAAAUGAUGAAGAAGAUCUAUACAUUAGAUGGCCUUAUUUUUAUAAUCGAAUGGACGUUCUGGAACCCUUUUAUGUGACCAACACUUCCUGUGUUUUUGAUGUGUUUAUAAAAUUGAAAGGUGGUGGAAUCAGUGGGCAAUCAAAAGCAGCUAGGUUGGCCAUAGGACGAGCUCUACUCAACGCUUGUCCUCUCAUUUAUGAUGAUCUUCAACAACACCACAUUCUGUAUGAAGAUAUGAGGCAGAAAUUUCCAAAAAUGCCAGGACGGAAAAAAUCAAGAGCUAUGAAGCAGUGGUCCAAGAGGUGA